GGUUAUUCGGGGACAGGUGGCUCCUGCAUGCAGAGUAGUCCUUCCGCGCUUCUUUGGCACUGAAUUGAGUUUGCGUGUGCGCAUGUUUGUGUGUGUGUGUUUUAUCUCCUCUCAGCUCAGCGUCUUUACCCCACAAAGCCGUGACCCAGGGUCAGCUGUGUAUGUAUGGGGGAUAACACGCUACGCAAGCAUGCAGCAAAGCCUGGUCUAGUACAGGUGCUGUGUGUCAGUGUUAGAGAAAAACAGGUUGGCUAGGGUCUGCAUGGACUCGCAGAGAUCUGUUUCCACCUGUGAAGGACGUGACCGGUAGCCAUGUGGUUGCCCUUUUUUUUUUUGUUCUUUCUUCCAUCUUCAUCUCACUCCGCUCUCUCUUCCUCUCUCCCUCCUGUACCAUCUCUCUUUGUCUUUGACCUAGCAUCAAUAAUUGACUUUUUUAGAGGAUCAUGAUAAGUUGGAACAAACGUGCUCUCCUCUCCUGCCUGGCUCUCCAGAGACAUCUUGUUUGAAGGCUUUACACCUCACCUGUAGGCAGAGCUAACAUGUUGCCAGAUCUCAAGGUGUGGAGACAGAUAGGCGUUGCUUUUAACAGAGGAGAACAGAACAUGACAGAGGAGAGAAAAGGAGAGGUGAACACAGGUGAACAGACAGGCAGACGGACAGACGGCAGGACGGAUACACGGGUGGGGGCUGUGCUAGGCGGCUCGGCGGCAGGCUGGUGGAAGAUGUCGUCAGGAGCCGGUGGGAGGGGCGGAAGGCGGCUCAGGGGAACAGCGAGCAGCGGUGGUGGAGGAGGGAGAGGAGGGGCAGGAGAGGCAGAGGAAGGGCCCGUGGGGAUCCCUUUCCCUGAGCACAGCGCAGACAUCCUUGGCAGCCUGAACAAGCAGCGGCUCAGUGGCCUUCUGUGUGACGUGCUCCUGGUUACCCAGGACCGGGAGUUCCCAGCUCACCGCUCCGUCUUGGCAUCCUGCAGCUCUUACUUCCACAAGCUCUUCACUUCAGGGGCCGCCGCUGACCAACAGAACAUCUACAACAUCGACUUUGUGGCGGCGGAGGCUCUGGGAGCAUUGCUGGACUUUGCCUACACAGCCACAUUGACAGUCAGUCACAGCAGUGUGGCUGACAUCCUUGCCGCUGCACGUCUCCUGGAAAUCCCACCUGUCCAGGAUGUCUGUACACACCUGCUGGAUACCAAAGUGCUCUCCCCGCCGGCGGGCAGUGAGCGAAGAGAUGAAGAUGAAGAUGAGGAGGGCAAGGGCAGAGGAGGCAGGGAGCCGGGGAACCGGGUGCGGGCCCAGGAGUACCUGGAGUACUUCCAGAGAGGGGCGCACUGGAGCAGCAGCUGCAGCACGCCAGAGCUCAGGGACCUGCCCACACACCUGCACUUUAACCAUGGUAAUGGGGGGGCCCCCAGCAAUGGGGCUCCUGCUGUCCCGGGUGAGUACUACUCCCCCCUGGCCCUCGCCUUGGCCCAGGCCCCAAUACAGGAGCCAGAGGAAGAGGAUGAGGAUGAAGAGGAAGAUGAGGACGGGGAAGCGGCGCAGGGGAACGGAGCAAGCCUGGGGUCGUCUUACUACCCUCCAUCCCAAAAUGGGCACUUCUACCUUCCCUCUGAGUCUAGGCUGGGGCAGGAGAUAGAGGUGGAGGAUGGAGGUAGGGAGGGGGUGGCGAGGGAGAGGGGUUCUGCCAGUGCCCUCCUGCAGCAGAUGAUGGACUCCAUUGAGAAGCAGAAGGAGCGUGGAACAACCGGGGAGGAACAGGGAGAUGGGGAUGACCCAGACAUGGAAUUUUACUUGAAUUAUUUUAACAGCUCGCAGCAUGAGGAUACAGCUUCUGCUGCUGUGACACAGGGAGUGCCACCGCUCUGGUUAUCACGGGGCAGAACAGGCCAAGAGAGAGUAGGAGGAGGAGGAGAGAGGGGGGUUGGAGAGAGAGGCAGCGGGGGUGGAGGAGGAGGAGGUGGAGGAGAGAGGAAGAUGCGCUCUAAGGCCUUCCAGAAAUGCCCCAUAUGCUCCAAGGUCAUUCAAGGAGCAGGCAAGCUACCCCGCCACAUCCGAACGCACACAGGAGAGAAACCCUAUGAAUGCGCCAUCUGCAAAGUGCGCUUUACCAGGCAGGACAAGCUCAAGGUUCAUAUGCGGAAACAUACAGGAGAGAAGCCUUACCUGUGUACGCAAUGUGGAGCCGCCUUUGCUCACAACUACGACCUGAAGAACCACAUGCGUGUACACACCGGCCUGCGCCCCUAUCAGUGCUCAAGCUGCUUUAAGACUUUUGUGCGCUCUGAUCACCUGCACCGCCACCUCAAGAAGGACGGCUGCAACGGCAUCCCCUCUCGUCGCGGCCGAAAGCCUCGGGUGCGAGAGCCAGGGCUCCUUGAUGCUCCCCUGGGCCUGCUGAACCCCAGCUCCGACACGGGCCCUGGGUCUCGUACCAUGAGGGGACGGCGGCGCUCGGAGGCAUCAUCAGCGGCAGAGGUGGAGGGGGCUGCUGAAGCCCAUGCACACAGUCCUCAGCUGCAGGAGUUAGCAGGGGAGGCAGGGCCCUGAAGCAGCAGGGGCGACAAGGACACUGCUGGACACCAUAGUCACUCUGCACCGCCUGUGAGACAGGCCAGUGAACAGAGAGAAAAAACACACAAAGGCAAACUUUUAAAAAAACAAAAACAAAACAACUAACUAUUCCUCUAUAAACCAAAUCAGGGUGUCACAAAAAUCUAAUCUUUAUAUUUCUUUCUCCUUUUACUUUAGGAAAUGGAGUAGACAUGCAAGCACUUGAGUCAGUUUAUCUGUUGAAGAGCAAAGAACGCUUCAAAUCAUGCACCCAUGACGUCCACUUUCUGGGCCAUUUCUUUCUUUAUAAUAUUAGGGGUUUUAUACAUUGGCAUAUGUGCUUAGGCAAAUGUAUGAUAGAUACAAAGAAAUUCUGAGCAACUAUGCAGUUGAUUUAGAUUUUUAUUGGUUUUGUCCUCACAGCCUUCAAGCUCUAAGCAAGGUGUCUAUCAAGCACCUUCUGGCUGCUGUACGGGUGAAGCGAGGACAAAUCCUCCCAGUGAAAACAACUCUUUUUCUAUUCUUUUGCAGGUCUGAAAUGUACAGUUACCAUAGAAACAACAUUGCCACAAUAUGGCAUAUGCAAGGAAAACUCACCACAAUUUUGAUGCAACAGUUUUUUCUCUCUAAAUGUUCCAGAAAGAAUCAGACAAGGGUUUGAUUGAAGUGUUACUUUCUCUAUAAAAUGCAUUUUAAGAAUCUAUGGAUUGUCUUAUUGAAAAACACAUUGAUGUUGAGUCAAAUCCACUUUAAUGGGGGCUCGUCAAUUGCAGGACUAGGGAAUAUGAGGGGUGGAGGGUUUGUGUUUUUAAAGCACUACCAUUGUCAAUGUAUCUGUUGGCUUGACUACGUUGCCUCUGAUCCCUCAUAACCCUGCAAUUUCAGCAUUUCUCUUUUCCCUUUUGAUUUUGUCUUAAUUUUGUUGUUGUUCCUUUUUGUUGACUGCUUCGGGUACUUGACACUUUAUAAUUGUAUACAUGUAUAUACAGCAGGUGGUGAUAUGACAUUGGUUCCCUCUUAAGGCUGAGGUGUACUUACCAAUCGGGUUUUUCCUCUUAGGCUUGAUGUCAUAUUUCUCACAGAGUGAAGCUUGUGAGUGAACAAAACAAACUGUAUGAAUGUUUGAUGAAAAAAAAAACAUUGAGUCACCCAUUUGUCCUAAACUUAACACUUGACAUGUAGAGUUCCUGCCCAAAGUAUGAGGGGGUCGAAUGAAUGAAUGUGCUUAACUUUGUGCAGUUUUUCGGAAUCUGUCCUUGUGUGACAAGGCGCGGGUAGCAUUUAACCAACCGCAGGUUAAAGGAAUGACAGGGAGCCCAAGUGAGAGAGUGACAAAGAGUACGAAGAAGAGAUAGAUGAGCACCUUUUUUUUCUGUUUGCACAGCUUUACUAAAGAUAUCCAGCAGAGCGAGAGAGAGGUAUAUUUAAAGGAAGUGGGCUGGUGUCAGGGAGGGAGUGAGAGGAGGUUUAUGUAUCAUGCUUAUUCCAAUCUUUUUGCCCUAGGGACCACACAACCGUGAGGCAACCUGUAUGAUGAAGAGAGCAAUAAAUACCUGUCCAAGUUGGGAGGCCAAAUAGGAGCGCAACUGCAGCUGGUUGAUGGGGGAGGGGAACAAGGGAAGGGGAGGGGGAUCUCACAAUGUCUGUUGCAUUCCAAAAAAUAAUCUCCCCCAGCUCAGCCACGUUUCCAGGCAGGAGGGGAUCAAAUCAGGCCUUUUCUCUCCCUCUCUCCCUCUGUAGUCCUCUAAUGCCCCCGAACCAGCCUGGAGGGGAUAUUAUUAUAUUAGAGCCUGGUGUUACUGUGGGUAGGACGCCUGGUGCUGGCAGUUUAGUGUGUGAGUGUGUUUACAUGUACGUGUGUUUGUGCACAUGUGUGUGCGUGGCAGCCAGGGUCGCUCUGGCCACAUCAUCACUGUGUGAGUCAGCCACAGCCUGUUCAAACAUGCACCCUGAGCUGCCAGCCCCAAUGCACUUUCUCUGCCUCUCACACACACACUCACGCUCACUGGGUCCAGGUAUCCUGUAGAGAAGGGGGGAAAACACCAGAGCUGACAUAUCUGUUUGAAUAUUGUCAGUGACUCCAUACAUCUGGAUUUGUUAGUCUUAAAAUAUCCAAGUUGUGUUAUUGUACUCCAAAUCCACUGUUAUUUUCCAAACUAGCACAUUGAGCCUUUGAGUCCAGAAGAGAACAAGCGUGUGAUUUAGAGCACCCCCCCACCCAACUUUAUAAUUUCUGCAGUAGUGCUGUAAUUCAACUAUCAGCACCUUAAUUGGAAAGAGGCAGGUUAUAAAUGCACUUUGUUAAUGAGGAGGGCACUUUUGUCAACGAAACGGGUACUUUGAAACAAACCAGUUGCAAAUGAGAUCAGUCCUUUUGUCUGUCCAUGGUGGUGAAGUUGAGCUCCUUCACUGGUUUUGUUCAGGUUUUGACGACAAGCUGCCAAAAAACCCCAGAAAUAUACGAGUUCAGAUUUCUAAAAAAGAGACGCCGGGUGGGUUCAGAUACAAACAUGUCGGAUUUUGUAACCUUAAAAAAGACUAAAUUAAUUCAUUUAACUGAUUGCACUUGAAGUUAGUUGUUAAAAUAAAUCUAGAGAGUUGUCUUUAUGUCUUAAUGUAAAGGAAAGGGAUAGAAGGAGCAGGCAGACAAAGAAGAAAGGGCUCUGUGUGUGUGUGUGUGUGUAUGUAUGCGUGCAUAUUUUUUUCAUACAUGUGCACAAGCAUGUUUUGCUGGCUGGCAGGCUGGAGGGUCUCAGGACAAGCUUGUAUAAACAAACUUCAUGUCUACCCCAUCUGUUCACCAGCUACUCUCAUAAUUAUACGUGUUCUCUGAGGAAGCACAUACAUCAUAAUAGGUCCACGGUACCACAGAAGCAAAAAUACCAUAUUGUUAAACAACUCAUUGGUCAGUUGCUUGUUUACUUCACAGCUCUCUUGGUGCAGAUUUGCAUAACUCUUCAUUUACCCUUGUUGGUCAUUGUCAGGGGCUGGCUAGGUCUUCAGAGUUUUAGUUUCUAUUUUAGCUUCUCUGUUAUGAUAAAGAUGGGGUUUAUUAAUGCAGAGUUUGACUCCCAUAGGCAGACCGAUGUAAGCUGGGUAUGUCUACCUAGUUUGUGAUCUUUAUGUUGUGGUACUUGGUAUGGACUGCUUGUGUGGCAGAAGUGAGACCUGUGAGCCAUCUUAAACAUAUGUGUCUUUGGACCUGAAUAUUUCCCCAAAAGUCUUAUGUUGAUUAACCAAAGCUUUUUGCCCUCAAUCUUAGUCUGCUGUAGACUAGAGAUAUUGUGAAAGUAUAUCUAUAAUUUAUCCAGACUGGGCCUCCAUGACUAAGCCACACACAGAUGCCCUCCUCUUGAAUACAUAUGCAGAAAAGUGUGUGGAAUCAUACAGAUAUUUACUUGAGUUUGCUUUCUCUCGCUCUUUGUAUCCUUUUGGAGAAUAGAAUCAGAGGUUUAAGGAUGUAUAGUUUUUUUCUGUCUGUCUACACUUGUUUUUUUUCUUAAAAUAACGUGUUGUGCUACAGCUAUUUUUUUUUUCAAACAAUUUUAUGUGGCUGUGCGUGUGAGUAUGCGUGCGCGCGCGUGUGUGUGUGUGUGUGUGUGUGUGUGUGUGUAGGUUGGGGUCAUGGUUUUGGGUUGCUGUGCCAGGAGGGUGGGGUAAAUGGGUGCUUGGGUGGGGUUAUGGAUAUAAAGCCUGAUAGCACUGGAAAUGGUGCUUUAGCUGAGAGAGCAAAAGUUUGCACUAAUGUUAAAUGUCCUUGUCCUGCUUAUGGGAGAAGGGCAGGAGACCUCAGAAAGGCCUGCGAGUUUCCAUGAGCACAGAGCAGUGUGGUUAAUACUCAAUGGUCUCAUUAAGAGUCCAUCCAACCCCUCCAUAGAAGUAAUCAUGUACAGUAUAUUAAGAAAUAUACAGACGUCCAACAACAACAAAUACCAAAGGAGAAAAAAUGGCUUGCAUUCAAGUCAUUGGACAUUUUAAGCUACCAAUCUAAUGUUGGAUUAAUAGAGUUUUAUUGUUAAGUCUGAAGGCUCUUAAAAAGAGAUUCUGGAUGUAACUUUAGAUGGAAACUAGAAAUGGUGUGAUAACAGCAAAUCAUAUUUGCUCUUUAUAUUAAGAAAUGUUCCAAAUAUACAACAUUUAGGCACUAAGUAGCAAAGCCUCUCCGAAAACAUUCGAAACAUUUGCGUUUGUCCUGAUCUGAUGGCUGGGAUGUACAGUGUGCAGGUGCCAGAGAUAUUGCAUCCAAUUCUUUUUAAAUUUCAGAGAUGGGAUUUUAUCAACAUUUGUCUCAUGUUGUCAACUGAUGAAUAAUGAAAUGAAAUGAUAAUGAAAAAUAUUGUUACUGUUAAACACUGUUAUUUUGAUGAUUUCAGUUUACUUUCUGAAAAGGUUGAACUGAAAUGUUCUCUAGUUGAAGCAGACUGGGACUUUGUGGCCUUGUCUGAACAGCACUAAGCUUGUUGUUUUUAUGUUUCCAGACAGUUGUAUUGUGCAGUGUGGGGCUGAGGCUCACUCCCACCAGGUGGACAAUGCAAACAUCAAGGGCCACAGUGUGCCUUACGUGGACAAGGACUGACAAAACUCACAACUUCUUUUUUAUUAUUUUUUUUUUUACCAUAGACACUUUUUAAAUUAAUUAAUCUAAAUUGUAAAAGCUGAUUGGUACUUGGUACAAGCUUUACUUGAAUGAAUUUAGAAUAAUGUCUCUGUACUAGCCACUACUUCAGAACUGUGUCUCUGUCAGCCUCUAUGGAUCCACAACUGGUGUGUCCCCAGCCUCAGCCCCAGACCAAGGUUACUCUGACACAGGCUACACUGAGACAGUCUCAGAACACUUGCAGUGUUUUUCCAAAUUGACCUUGAUAUGUGUUUUUUCCUAUGCUGUUAUCAAAGAUUUUUGGUGAAUCUGAGAAGGCCAUAAAACAAAGACGACCAACAACUAUGAUAACAAUUGUAACUGUAAAUAAUCCAAUGAAGCAGGACGGGUUGACUGUUAAUAUCGAGAUUUAUGUUGGCGGACGGGGGGCUAUUUGCUUUGCUUCGUCAUUUUCCUGCACACCUGAUUUUUUUGUGUUUUCCAUCAGGCUCUUGAUGCACAGCAAGCUGAGCGCAGCAUAUGCAGUACGGCACUAUGCGCAGCGUGGCUCUGGCACUUACACAGACAGCCCUGGGUCCUUCAGAGAGGCAGGCUGCUGAUUGUUGGCUGCUCUCAGCCAAGUGGGGACAGUUUGCACUUGGAGUCUUUCUCAGUCUGUGGGGAUAGAAAGGUUGGCAUACAGGGAUGAGGAUUAAAUACGGGUGGUAGGGGAAGGCUGGAUGUUGUUUUCAGGGAUGAGGUUAGAAAACCCAGGUGAUGGACUUAUUUGCUGAGCAAUGGUUCAGUGUUGGUCCUCUAAGCUGGUAGGAAUUGCAUGGCCACAAUAUGAUAAGAAUUGUAAUACAAAGGAGGUCACCACAGAUUUCACAUUGGGGAACUGCAACAAGGAGAAUGUUGCUGAUCUCUCUUGUCUCUAUGUCAGUACUACUCAGGUGGAAAAUACACUGCUAUGCAUUGGAUUUUAAUGUCUGCUAAGUUUAUGGUAUGUCUCAUCACCCUCCGAGUUACUUCUCUGUCUUUUCCUUUCUUGUUCAUACCAAUAUUUAACAUAAUAGUUCCCAGAAAGAUAAAAGCAGGAACAGUUCCCUCAUUGUAAAGUGGCUGUGACCAGCCUAUUUCUCUAUCUAAUAUUGAUCCAGUGAAUUGUUUGUUGGAGGGAAGGAAGCCACUGGAGAUUCAGUCUUAUUAGUCAGACUGUAACAUUUUUUAAAGGAGAUGGGUGUGGAAAAGCAUAGGGGGGGUAUGUUCUCUUACUUUCUUCUCCCAUCGCUCUCCCUCUCUCCGGACUCAGAGUCUACAGCUUUGCUGCCGACUGGCCUUUGAUCAAAGAUCACACACCCUCAGCAGGGGAAUCAACAGGAGAGAAAGGAGGGAGAGGGGAUUGGAUGAGGUAUGGAGGAAGAGACAGUUAUAGUUUUCAGUCACCUAAACCAAUUUAGGAUACAUUCCAUAACUUCAUACUGUGAUUCCCACUUCAGAGUUUUUGGCAGGUGUAAAGGAUGUGAGUUGUAGACGGCAGGAGGAAUCGGUCAACAUUUUGCAGUUGGCUGUUUCAGUCAAUCCGUCUAGCCUCACUAUCCCUCUACUGUGUGACAGACAGACAUGUAGACAGUAAGUUCAAAAGGCCCCCAGUGUUCCGCUAUCCAACUGCCUUUUUUCAGCUUCUGCGAUUGUAACAAAAGCACUUUGCGAAAGGCCAUCCUGAAUUUUGUGUGCUUUUAUUUUAUUGUUAUCACUAUUGUUUGAUUUUGUUGUUCCUGUUGAUGUUUUUUUUUUUGUUUUCUCAGUGCAGAUGAUUAUUUAAAUGCAAAAAAAAAAAAAAAAAAACACAAAACGAUACGAUGAAAAAGAAAAAAAAAAGAAAAAACUUGAAUAUUUGGAUUGAAGGUGGUUGGAGCUGCCACCUCAUCUGGACAUAAACAAACACAUCUCUGUUAUACUACCACCAUACCUGUUAUAUGCAGCUUAUUGCAUAGUCACACAAAGGUAGAGGGGUUAAAGGACAGGUCUCCCCCUACCUGCUCUCUGCUUACUGUCUCAGAUUUUGUUGGGAGAAAUGUCAUUUGAUCUCAUUUUGGGAGACUCCUUUUCUUGAAAAAGAAACCUGUAUAACAGUUGCAAAGCUUUCUGAGAAGGCUAGCUGUGCUGAAUGUUAAACAUGCAGUGUUGUAUCCACUGCAGAAUCUCUUUGUCUGCAAUAACGCCCUGUCUGUGUAGUUAAAGGCUGGAUCUGGUAUCCAUAUAGAGCUUAAAUGAUUAUGAAAGACAGAUGAAAUGGCCAAAUGACCAUCAUGCACUUUUGCAAAUCAGUACAGAAAUUUUUUUGGGCCUUAACAUCUAUGUCAAAUCAAGAUUAUUGCAGUAGAGUGGAAAGAGUAAUAUUGAUCAUAAUAAACAUUCAAUAAAUCCAUAGUCCAGUAAAUGGUUUAACUUGGGAGAAAGAAAUAGGCUACUAUUUAUGAUAGAUUGAUUUGUAACUGUGAUUAUGAUUUUCUGAUGUACAUUUAAAAUGGCAGAAUAUGUCCCAAUUCUCAAACCUGGACAUAAAUUGUAAACACACACCAAGUCACAUGAGGCAGAAAACUGUUGCUCAACUCUCUGUGUGUUGAAACGUUCAUCCUUGUUGCACAUCUGACCACACCCCACUCUGAGCAUCACAACAAGUGUAACGCAAAGGUAGAAUAGCUGCUGUGACAUCACUAAUUCAAUGGAGUUGAUCAGAAAGUGCAACGUCAUCAAACGUUUUAACCCACAGAGUGUAGCAGCUGUUUCCUUCCCUAUGCGAUUUAAUGUGGAUUUACUUUUUAAAUAACCCUUUUCUCUUCACAAAGGUUUUUUUUCUUUCUUAGCGUAGCAGUCUGUCAGUCCAUAUCUGUUGGAAGCUGCGGGGGGAAUAGGUGAUUUUUGGAGAAUUUGCACUUUUUGGCGAUGAAAAGAAAUUGUAUUGUAUAUGAGACCACUAAAUCCACAGUCUAAACCAUAUAAUUCCAUUUUGUGUCAUUUUUUUUUGUUCUGUUCUUCUUUUUUUUAAUAUAUCCAAAAAUGUCUGGCAUCUGGUUGUCUGGUUUAAAGAAUAUAAAAUCUUUCUAUUAAAAACAAUGGUUGCAAA
Molecule: messenger RNA, 10255 nt
Organism: Siniperca chuatsi (mandarin fish)
Lineage: Eukaryota; Metazoa; Chordata; Actinopteri; Centrarchiformes; Sinipercidae
Gene: zbtb7a
Product: zinc finger and BTB domain containing 7a
Exons: 4
Coding region: 540-2546 (668 amino acids)
Biological process (GO): regulation of transcription by RNA polymerase II
Molecular function (GO): protein binding; RNA polymerase II cis-regulatory region sequence-specific DNA binding; DNA-binding transcription factor activity, RNA polymerase II-specific
Source: RefSeq, a predicted model, not a curated record